ACAUGGUACCGAAGGAAGUUGGUGUGAAAGAAAUGCCGCUUGGUAGGUUGACCUCUACGUGUGAUGAUGGUGGACCUGUCCGCUCAUCGUAUUUCCAGGGUGGAGCCGAUGUCACUGAGGUUAACUCGACAGACAAAGGUCACCAUGGAUCCCAGUCUCAUGCAGGAGUUUGUCAUGGGACAAAGUACUUAGUGUCAGGUCACAAUCAAGAUCACAAGAAGGUCAGUGCAUCUCCAGAUGGACAAACAGUUGAUACACAGAAGUCUCCUUGCAGACCGGGCCCAACUGGGUACCCUAUGGACGACUUCAAGCGUCUUCUGACCGGUGCAGAGAGCGAGGGGGUGACCACAGUGGAGGAGUGGUUCAAGAUCUACAGACAGGCCAACAGUAAACUGAUGAACACGUACAACCACCAAGCAUAUCCUGAGGAGAAAGGUUCACACGGUACAUAUUUGGAGUCCAGUCAUGGCAUGAAGCACCCUGUCAAACAGUCACCCUGUACAAACUCUCAUUCUGAACAGAAAACUCAACAGUCUACCACUUCCGGUGUCGGCCGUAAUACAGAUCAAAGAACUUCAGCAUCUACUUAUUCAGAUGUCAGACAUGACAUUGGUGACAGAACGUCAGAGUCUGCCUAUUCAAACCUCACCCAUGGUGCUGGUGAAAGAAUGACACAGUCUGCCUACUCAGACAGGACUGACAACCAGAACACUGGUGAAAGAAUGACUCAGUCCGUCUAUCAAAAUCUUGGCCACGACAAAGAAGAUCAGAGAACUUCGGCAUCCACUUACUCGGACGUUGGCCACAUCACUGGUCAAAGAAUGGCAGAAUCUGUUUUUUCGAAUGUCGGUCAUCACUCUGGUGAAAAAACGCAACAGUCUGUUUAUUCAAACUUCAGCCACGACAGUUGUCAGGGCAUGAUACAGCCUGCCUCUUCAUGUUCAAGUCCACCGACGAUGAAUUCGGAUUCACCUACUGUUCAGCACACGAAACUGCUCAAUGUGUCACAGGUGUUGCACAAGGGAGAUAACUCCCAUCGAGAGGAGUCGGUUCCAGCCUGCUGGGUGUGCCGCGAGACGUUUCACAAAUUGUCCGAGCUGAUCCGGCACGUGAAGACGCACGAGGACGGGCAGGCCCACCAGUGUCACGUGUGCGGGCGGACGUUUACCCGCGGCGACAGUCUUAUCAGACACUCGCGUAUCCACACCGGUGUCAAACCGUACACGUGCACGCUGUGUGGACGGAGCUUCACCAUGAGUGGCAGUCUGAAGUCGCACGUGCUUGUGCAUACCAAGGAGAGGCGGUUUAAGUGCGACGUCUGCCUAAAGUGUUUCUCCCGUUCCGACACCCUGUCACGACACGCGCAGACACACGUCACCGAGACCUCUCUUACGUGCGACGUCUGCAAGAAACGGUUCCGCAACGCCAACGUGUUGCGGUGUCACGUACAGCGUCACAUGGAAGAUGAGAGAAAGCUGACGUGUGUCGAUUGUGACAAGGUGUUCUCGCGACCUGACUCACUGACACGACACAAGCAGAGUCAUUGUAUCAAGAAGACUGAUUUAAAACGUAACUCGAUGACUCUCAUAACACAAGCAGAGUCGUUGUGUCAAGAAGAUAGAUUUAAAACAUGACUCGAUGACUCAUGACACAAGCAGUCAUUGUGUCAAGAAGAAUAUGUGUCAGUCAUUGUGUCAAGAAGAUAGAUUUAAAACAUGACUCGAUGAUUUGUGACACAAGCAGUCAUUGUGUCAAGAAGAUAGAUUUAAAACAUGACUCGAUGACUUGUGACACAAGCAGUCGUUGUGUCAAGAAGACCCAUUUAAAACAUAACUUGCAUGACAAAAGCAGGUCAAGUGUAGAGAAGAUUGAAAACAUGACUCAUCAACUCAGUAACUUGUGUCAUGUAUAUUCUUGGUAACAGAUUAAAAACAUGACCUAUUGACUUGCAUGACAUAUAUAUUCAUUGCGCCAAGAAAACCGUAUUGACUUUUCUUACACACCAUGCUAUUUUUGAUAACGUGUGUUAACAAUUUCAAGACAUACGACUGGCUGCUCCUAGGUGAUGACCAGGUCGCCAAUGCCAUAUGUCCAAUAAAAAACAGCACAGUGGAAAUCAAUUACACUGUAUAUUAUAGUUAACCUGGCCAUCAUGUGUCUGUGACACAUAAGUCAGCUACAAGUGCAAUGGGAUUUAAAUAUCUUAGCCGAUAAA
Gigantopelta aegis is the source of this 2215-nucleotide messenger RNA. RefSeq names its product zinc finger protein 16-like. NCBI's taxonomy places the organism in Eukaryota, Metazoa, Mollusca, Gastropoda, Neomphalida, Peltospiridae. The transcript has 4 exons. Gene Ontology annotation, biological process: negative regulation of transcription by RNA polymerase II. The coding region runs from base 3 to 1634 and encodes 543 amino acids. The record is from RefSeq and is a predicted model, not a curated record. Gene Ontology annotation, molecular function: DNA-binding transcription repressor activity, RNA polymerase II-specific.